AUGACUGACAGAGCGGUAGAUAAUAUCCUUCCUCUAUUCAGUCUUGAAAGGUUUUACAUCUGGCAGACACUGAUCUCUCUCACACAGGUCGCCGCCGCCACUUUGGCCCGCUCGCUCAUUCGUGCGAGCCUUGGUCGAAGCCUCAAGCGUUCCCGACACAACCAGCCCUCCUGUCGCUACGCCUCAACCACUGUUUCCGCCUUUGGUACGAACUCCGAAGGGCCAGUGCUGCCUAACAUCGUUCCUGGGAAGAAGGUGACAUCGCCGCAAACGCUGACGGAGAAGAUCCUUCAACGCCAUUCCGUCGAUCUUCCCCAGGGAAAGGUUGUCCGAAGCGGUGACUACGUGCAGAUUCAACCCCACAGAUGCAUGACGCACGAUAAUACCUGGCCUGUGGCCAUGAGAUUCAUGUCCACAGGUGCCACUAAGAUCAAGGAUCCUGAUCAGCUUGUCUUUGCACUUGAUCAUGAUGUACAGAACAAGAGCGCCAGCAACUUGAAGAAGUACGAGCAGAUACAGGAGUUUGCGAAGAAGCAUGGUGUUGAAGAGCUUUUCGUUUGGCCGGGAACCCUAUGCGUUGGGUCUGACAGCCACAGUAACAUGUACGGAGCUCUGGGAAGCUUGGGAGUGGCCUUGGUCCGGACUGACGCGGCCGGCAUAUUUGCUACGGGGAAGAGUUGGUUCCAGUGUCCCCCAGUCGUGCAGGUAAAUCUUCUAGGCACACUACCGCCAGGCGUACGUGGGAAGGAUGUGAUUAUUGCGCUUUGUGGGCUCUUCCCACUAGAUGUGUUGAACCACAGCGUGGAAUUUGUGGGAUCCGAGGAAACCAUGGCGAGUAUCCCCAUGGACGACAGACUGACUAUCAGUAAUAUGUCGACUGAAUGGUCUGCAACAUCUGCAAUGUUUCCGAUAGAUACGACACUAGAACGUUGGCUCCGCUAUAAGGCGACAGAGGCAGCAAUGCUAGAGGAUCGAAGCACUCGACAACGGAUCACGCACGAAAUGGUGGACGAACUCUUUGCCAACCCUCUCCGAGCCGAUCCCGGAGCGCACUAUGCAAAGAAACUCUACCUUAACCUCUCUACUCUGUCGCCUUAUAUCUCGGGACCUAACUCGGUGAAAAUCUCAACGCCACUGCAUGACCUUGCUACACAAAACAUCAAGAUAGACAAGGGAUACAUUGUAAGCUGCACCAACUCGCGAAGCUCGGAUCUGAAGGCUGCCGCCGAGGUAUUUCAAGCUGCCGCCGAGUCAAAUGGUGGUAGGAUCCCCAAGAUUGCAGAUGGUGUCAAGCUGUACAUCGCAGCAGCUUCGGCCAGAGAGCAGGCUAUUGCUGAGGAUGAAGGUAGCUGGCAGACCUUGGUCGAGGCUGGAGCUACUGUGCUCCCACCUUCAUGUGGCCCAUGUAUCGGACUGGGGACGGGUUUGCUAGAGGAUGGCGAGACGGGAGUCUCUGCAUCAAAUCGCAACUUCAAGGGCCGACUCGGAUCAAGACUUGCUCAUGCGUACCUUAGUAGCCCCGAGGUUGUGGCUGCGAGCGCCCUGCACGGCGUUCUUUCAGGUCCCGGCGUUUACAAGGUGCCGGAGAACUAUACUGGGGUCGAGUACGGGUACGGCACCGGAAACCCUGACACUAUCGAAGCCAAGCUCGGCAGUGCCCUCGAACAGCUCGAGUCUCUCAUCGACAGGAUUGAGACGACUGCUCCCGUCGACGAUGAUGCUGCCCAAGCAGUCACGAACAUCCUCCCAGGCUUCCCCACCAAGAUAAGCGGUGAAAUUGUCUUCGCUGAUGCAGACAAUCUGGACACCGACAAUAUCUAUGCUGGCAAAUAUACCUAUCAAGACCAUAUGACGACCGCAGAGAUGGCAAAUGUGUGCAUGGAGAAUUACGACCCGGAAUUCAGGUCCAUCGCCAAGCCUAACGACAUCCUCGUGUCAGGGUUCAAUUUCGGGUGUGGCUCAUCCAGAGAGCAAGCCGCAACAGCUCUUUUGGCCAGGGACAUCCAACUGGUCGUGGCGGGCAGCUUCUCGAACAUUUUCGUGCGGAACGGCAUCAACAAUGCACUGCCUUGUCUAGAACUGCCACGUUUAGUGGAGCGUCUUCGUACCAUCUUCUCGGAAAAGAUACCUACCCGCCGUACAGGCUGGACCCUGACCUGGGAUAUUGCCCGGAGCACUAUUGAGGUACAGGAGGGAGAGGACGGAGAACGUUGGGAGGAGAAGGUUGGAGAGUUUCCCGAGAAUCUGCAGGAGAUUAUCGCGAAGGGCGGACUGGUAGGAUGGGUCAAGCAUGAGCUUGCGAAGGCUGCCUAA
Molecule: messenger RNA, 2313 nt
Organism: Capronia epimyces CBS 606.96
Lineage: Eukaryota; Fungi; Ascomycota; Eurotiomycetes; Chaetothyriales; Herpotrichiellaceae
Product: homoaconitase
Exons: 5
Coding region: 1-2313 (770 amino acids)
Biological process (GO): L-lysine biosynthetic process
Molecular function (GO): homoaconitate hydratase activity; 4 iron, 4 sulfur cluster binding
Source: RefSeq, a predicted model, not a curated record